Molecule: messenger RNA, 1517 nt
Organism: Ylistrum balloti
Lineage: Eukaryota; Metazoa; Mollusca; Bivalvia; Pectinida; Pectinidae
Product: probable proline iminopeptidase
Exons: 7
Coding region: 41-1213 (390 amino acids)
Biological process (GO): proteolysis
Cellular component (GO): cytoplasm
Molecular function (GO): aminopeptidase activity
Source: RefSeq, a predicted model, not a curated record
GGUUGCCGUUAGGUUGACCUCUUGACAUGAUUAUAUCCACAUGUAUAUUUUUCAUAGACGAGGGCUAAUGCUUGCUUCCCGAUUGCUUAGAAAGUUAUCUAGAUAUCGACUUUCUCGAAAUAUUGCCACAUCUGAAGUGUGCCGGACUUCGACGAUACUCCGCUUCGGCCAGAAACCUUUGACCGAGUGUCUCACGAGACCGAGUGUCACAGCUGGUGAUCAAACAAGGCAAUUUCGCAGCAACACCGAUAAUACGAUGUCGACACAGAGAGGGUUAUUUCCAGAAAUAGAACCAUUCGAUUCUGGAAAACUCAAAGUAUCGGAAAUACACGACAUUUAUUAUGAACAAAGUGGAAACAACGAUGGAAAUCCUGUUAUAUUCAUUCAUGGAGGCCCCGGUGGUGGCACCUCUUCCCGAGACAGACGAUAUUUUGACCCGAAAGCAUACAGAAUUAUUCUUUUUGACCAGAGAGGAGCUGGAAAGUCUACACCUUCGGCAGAAUUAAGAGAAAACACAACCUGGGACCUUGUCGAGGAUAUAGAGCAUUUGAGAAAACACCUGGGAAUUAAUAAAUGGGUAGUGUUUGGAGGUAGCUGGGGAUCCACGCUGUCUUUAACAUAUGCUGAAACACACCCAGAUCGUGUGAAGGCACUUGUCCUCCGAGGAAUUUUCAAUCUACGCAGGCGGGAAUUGUUAUGGUUUUACCAGGAUGGGGCAAACCAUUUAUUUCCUGAUCAUUGGGAAAGUUACCUGGCUCCUAUACCAGAGGGCGAAAGAGGAGAUCUAAUGGGUGCUUACUAUAGACAUCUGACCAGUGAUGAUGAAGAAAAGCGCAUCAAAGCAGCCAAGGCUUGGAGUAAAUGGGAAAUGGCCACAUCCCGCUUGUUAGUGGAUGAUGACCUAUUAAAGAGAGCUGAGGGAGACAUAUGGUCACAACAGUUCGCCAGGAUUGAAAGUCAUUACUUUGUACAUGGAGGAUGGUUCAAGACCGAUACUCAAAUUUUAGACGAUGUGGAGAAAAUUCGUCACAUUCCAGCGACCAUAAUUCAAGGGCGUUAUGAUGUUGUUUGUCCGAUGGAAACUGCCUGGUUACUUCAUAAGAAAUGGCCAGAAGCUGACUUCCAUGUAAUACCUGAUGCGGGACAUUCCACAAAGGAAGCUGGUGUACUUCAUCAGCUUGUAGAGGCCACGGACAAAUACAAAAACAUGUGACCUAGCUACCAUGAAGCAGCCUACAUGUCCAUAACAUAUGAUAUAUAUAUAUAUAUGUAUAUAUAUUUAUAUAUAGUUACUUUCAAUUGCACAUUUGUUUAUUUUCAUGUAUAUGUUUAUUUAAACAAAUAAUUUGGUCAUUUUGUGAUGUCGAAAUAUCAGCGUCACUCGCCAUUGUGUUUCUGUCAUCUGAACGAGUAUAAUCCUUCAUUUAACUUCAAUGAACAACAAAAUCUCUUUCUCAAAACUUCACACAUCGGUAUCGGGUCUACAUGAAACUAUUAAAACUUCAGAACAAUUUUAA